Messenger RNA from Salmo salar (Atlantic salmon), 1974 nucleotides. It is a transcript of the gene galt, whose product is annotated as galactose-1-phosphate uridylyltransferase. Gene Ontology annotation, biological process: beta-D-galactose catabolic process via UDP-galactose, Leloir pathway. NCBI's taxonomy places the organism in Eukaryota, Metazoa, Chordata, Actinopteri, Salmoniformes, Salmonidae. The record is from RefSeq and is marked validated. Gene Ontology annotation, cellular component: cytoplasm. Gene Ontology annotation, molecular function: zinc ion binding; UDP-glucose:hexose-1-phosphate uridylyltransferase activity.
AGUUCAGUUUGCUUUUGGCGACAUGAAGUCACUUGUGUUGUUCUAGCUAUCAGAAAACCACUAGAUGUAAGAUUGUGUCCUACCAAGACAAAUAUUUAACAACACAUAUCUAUCUGAAUGUUCCGCAUCGUUCUCCUAGUAAACCUUGGUUACGAUCCGGACAACAACUGGAAUCCUGCGUUCAUCUGCGCAGCUACGAUUCUCUCCGCUGGUUCGAUUCCGAGAGUAGUUAGCGGCAGAGCGGUUUCCAAACAGCACUAACUCAAAGCAGGGUUAGGGUUCAUCUUAUAGAUGUCAGACUGAAGACAGUCCGAGCCACCAGCGGUACUGACACAGAGAGAGGUUUAGUAAAGUAGUACUGGACACAGGUGGAUUUCACGUCGUCGACGUUGUGACAGCAACAUAGACCAACGCAAUGAGCAGCAAUAAUGAACUCCGCUUUGAUCCAAAGGAGCACCAGCACCUGCGCUACAACCCCCUGCGGGACACGUGGGUUCUGGUGUCGGCCCACAGGAUGAAGAGACCCUGGAGUGGCCAGGUGGAGAAGGAAGAGGAGGACCGUGUACCUCAACAUGACCCAAACAACCCCCUCUGUCCUGGGAACACCAGGGCCAACGGAGAGGUGAACCCAGACUACAACAACACAUUUGUGUUUGAGAAUGACUUCCCAGCCCUGCAGCCUGAUGCUCCUGACCCAGGACUUAACCAACAUCCUCUGUUCCAGUCCAAAGCAGCCAGGGGCGUCUGCAAGGUGAUGUGUUUCCACCCCUGGUCUGACGUCACACUGCCUCUCAUGACGCUUCCUGACAUCAUCAAAGUGAUUGACAAGUGGGCGGACCUGAUGGUGGAUCUAGGCUCCACCUACCCCUGGGUCCAGAUCUUUGAGAAUAAAGGAGCCAUGAUGGGCUGUUCCAACCCCCAUCCUCACUGCCAGGUGUGGGCCAGUAACUUCCUGCCUAAUGAAGCCACCCUGUCGGACCGCUGUCAGAGAGAAUACCUGAAGACCCAUGGAGAACCUCUACUGCUGCAGUACGCUAAGAUGGAGGCAGAGAGACAGGAGCGUGUAGUGGUGCAGAAUGCUGAUUGGCUGGCUGUGGUUCCAUACUGGGCCACCUGGCCGUUCCAGACGUUGCUGUUGCCACGGAGACAUGUCCAGAGACUGACUAACCUCACCGCCCAGGAGAGAGAGGGACUGGCCUCCAUUAUGAAGAGACUCUUGACUAAAUAUGAUAACCUGUUUCAGAUCUCCUUCCCCUACUCCAUGGGCUGGCACGGCGCCCCUACCGGCCCCUAUCUUAAAGAGGACCAGUUCCACUGGCAGCUCCAUGCUCACUACUACCCGCCCCUGCUCCGAUCCGCCAGCGUACGCAAGUUCAUGGUGGGAUAUGAAAUGCUGGCGCAGGAGCAGAGAGACCUUACACCUGAACAGGCUGCUGAACGGCUGAGGAACCUUCCAGAAGAACACUACAAGACCAUUGAGAUGGGAGGAGAUAUUGGUGGAGAGACACCAAUGACUCUACCACACCUCUGAUCCUACCACACCUCUGAUCCUACCACACCUCUGAUCCUACCACACCUCUGAUCCUACCACACCUCUGAUCCUACCACACCUCUGAGCCUACCACCGGAUCACCAACUAGAUUCAGCAGCAUACCACCAGUUGGUGAACCCUGGUCUAUCACAUUGACAUUAGAUAUUAAAGUAUGAAUAACAGGAAAUCAAAACAGUUUGAUACAAAUACUACUAGAUCACUUUUUGGGAUGAUUUGGCGAGAAGGGAAAUAUAUAAUAUUGCUGACAGUGCCUUCAUAGAGUUUUCACACCCCUUGAGUUUUUCCACACUUUGUGUUACAGCCUGAAGUAAACAUUUAUUAAAUUAAGAUUUUGUGUCACUGUCCUACACACAAUACCCCAUAAUGUUAAAUUGGAAUACUGUUUGUAAAUUUAUAAAAAAUAAAAAGCUAAAAUAUCUUGA